Molecule: messenger RNA, 1274 nt
Organism: Nezara viridula (southern green stink bug)
Lineage: Eukaryota; Metazoa; Arthropoda; Insecta; Hemiptera; Pentatomidae
Source: the annotation of a GenBank genome assembly
AUUAUUAUAAGUUUCUUUUGGUACAAUAAUAAAUAUUAAGUGUAAUAAACAGUUAAAUUUAUACAUCUGAAAGGAUAACCAUAUCGAUACCUUCAAGCGUAUUGUGGCUCUUAGUUUAAAAGUAAAGUUUUAUACAAAGUUUAUUUGAAAGGUGUUAAUUAAAUAAUAAUGAGUCACCUUUUGGCUUGUAGUAUUCUCGAAAGAAGUAAAUUUGGAGAACCAAUAUGGACUUGGGCUUAUCCAAGUUUAACAGAAUCACAGAAGAGUUAUGUGAUCAAGAAAACUCCAAUAGAAGACCAGAAAACCUUUUUUUAUGGAAAAGUUAAAAAUAUUUGGUUUUAUGUUAGUGACCUAAUGGAGGGAAACCCUGAAAAGUUUCCAGAUGUUCAAAAUUUCUCUGUCAUUCUUUGGGCUCGAGAUUUCAAUCCAGAUAAAUAUCAAAAACUCGGACAUGUUUUGAGUCAAGUGUAUGGCAAAACUGCUGACCCCACUCAGGUCUUACAGCAUUUCAUUAGCGUCAUGACAAUCGGGAUUUGCAAUAUCGAUGGAAAUGGCACUCCCAUGGAAUUUGGUAUGGUCGGAAAGUAUAAGAAAACAGACUUAAAAGAGUUGAUCAAACAUUUUGGAUUGGAGGCAAUAGUCAUUUACAGUGCCAUGUUAUUGAAAAAACGAGUUAUUGUGUACCAUCAUGGUCUUAUUCAACUUUUGGAGUCAUUAAAGACAUUUCCGUCAUUUAUUCCUCACAGAAAAUUUGAUGAAACACUGUUCCCAUGGUUUGAAGUAACUGAUGAAGGGAUAGCCGCUUUAAGAAACAGGAAAUUUUUCGUCGCUGGUUGUUAUGAUAACAGUAUCCUCUCGCACCCAGAGCUCACCGAUAUUUUUGUAAAUAUUCCAGCAAAAGAAAUAACCAUAACUCCUCAGUCUAAAGAUGGUUUAGCCAUGACGAAAAUUCAGAAGGAUGUUGCUUUGUUUUUAGUCCAGUUAUCAGAGAGUGAAUCGUCUGAAGAAGAUGUAAUAAAAAAGAUCGGUGAAAAAACUCAUGAGAUAAUUGACAAUAUGAAGAGCAUGACUUCAACUCGCGAUGAUGGAAGAGAAGUUCUCUAUAUUUCUAGAUUGAAAGAAAAUGAUGUCAAUCCUGCAAUGAUGACGUUCCUUAUUCAACUUGCAACAGCUGAAAAUAUUUUAGUGUUAGAAACCGAGGCUUGAAGACUAUCGUACAUUUCAAUAACAUUUGAAAUUUUUAAAGGAAAUUUUGAAUAUGGUUUCGUUCUUCU